AUGAAUGCACUGCUUCCUUUUAGGGUCAAAGACUUCAUUACGAGUAUCGAACGAUUAAAUGCUCACCAUGAACUCCUCUCAGAUAAAUAUACUGCACCCUCUAUCGGGCCCGGAUCGGCACAACAGCCAUCAUGCCCGACAGCGCCCGUCAACAACGGACUUCAACAUGAACACAGGAAAUGUCUCGUGGCGCUACGGGAGCUAUCGGAGCACACUCACGGUCAGACACUUUCAGAUGUUGAAGGCGUAGGAGGACGGCAUGACGAUGUACGAGUCGAUGGUGGAGUUCUCGGCUUGGGAUUCAAGAGGGCGUCGAGCAAGGCGUUAAGGGACAGGGCGGACACGUUCGCGAAGGAGUUGAAGGCUCGCGCAGAGGCGCUGGGGUAG
Peniophora sp. CBMAI 1063 is the source of this 387-nucleotide messenger RNA. Lineage: Eukaryota; Fungi; Basidiomycota; Agaricomycetes; Russulales; Peniophoraceae. The record is from the annotation of a GenBank genome assembly.